AUGGGGAAAGAAAAUCCAAAGGCCAAAGACCAGGCCACAAAUCGCCUCAAUCAAGUCUCCGCACAUAUAUCUAAACCAACCAAAUCCAAUUCUCUACCAGCCGACCACUCAGAUGUCCUAAACCAAAUAACAACCCUCCGCCAAAUAGCCAGAACCCCCAACCCCAAUCAAAGAGGCUACAUCCGACAAAAACAAGCUGGCAAACUCUGGGUCCGGGAACGAAUCAACAAACUCCUUGACGCAGACACUUUCCAAGAAAUAGGUUCCGUCUCUGGAACAGUGACAUGGCAGAAGACUGGGGCGCGGCGCGAAAAGCCCAUUUCUUUCGUUCCAAGCAAUAAUGUCCAGGGUGCUGGAUUGCUUGGUGGGAGGAAGGUUCUAUUAACAGCUGAUGACUUUAGUAUUCGGUCUGGACAUGCUGAUGGCGCAAGUACGGGGAAGACGGUUUAUGUUGAGAAACUUGCUAUUGCGCUGCGUGUGCCGGUUGUUAAGCUUGUGGAUGGGAGUUCUGGGGGUGGGAGUGUGACGACGAUCAAGAAGGAGGGGUGGAGUUAUCUUCCUCAUGUGGCGUCGUUUCCGUUUGUGAUUCAGCAGUUGAAUAUGGGGAUUCCGAAUUUGGGAGCUGUUGUUGGGCCGGCGAUCGGGCUUGGUGCUGCCAGGGUUGUAUCGUGUCACUUUUCGGUAAUGGCUGCUGAUAUUGGGGCAUUGUUCAAUGCUGGACCUAAGGUUGUGGAGGGUGCCACAUUUGAAGAAGAUCUUGGUUUCCAGGAUCUGGGUGGUCCAAUGGUCCAUUGUACCAAUGGGACUAUUGAUAACCUUGCUGCGAAUGAGGCCGAGUGCUACGAGCAGCUUCGCACGGUUUUGGGCUAUUUGCCUAAUAGUGGGAGUGAGGCACCACCGGUGAUUUCGUGUACGGACCCGGAGGAUCGAGAGGAUAUUGCUUUGCGGAGUAUUAUCCCCCGACGACAGGCGCGCAUGUAUAAUGCGCUUUCGAUCAUUUUGUCUGUUGUUGACAAAGGUUCUUGGUUCGAGAUUGGUGCGCUCUGGGGUCGGACUGCGAUUGGUGGCCUGGCACGACUAGGUGGUCGACCUGUUGGGAUUAUCUCGCUGAACUGUGAAGUGAAUGGAGGCGCGUUGGAUGCGGCCGGGAGUCAGAAAUUGACUAGGUUGUUGAAGUUGUGUGAUGUGAUGAAUCUCCCUAUUCUGCAAUUUUUGGACGUCCCUGGAUAUGCCAUUGGUACCGUUGCUGAGCGGACUGCGACAAUGCGCUGGGGUGUUGAGCUUGCCAAGGCUUACUUUAGCACCACUGUGCCAGUCUUUAACGUGGUGACUCGGCGUGUGUUCGGUGUUGCGGGCGGUGUCAUGUUAGGGUGUCGAGAUCCGGUUAUGCAGGUUGCUUGGCCUUCUGGGCAGUGGGGCUCUUUGCCUCUGGAUGGUGGCAUUGAGGUAGGUCAUCGACAUGAGCUGCGUGAGGCAGAGAAGGUCGGCAAGAAAGAGGAACGGUAUCAGGAGCUGGAAGAGGAAUAUCAACGAUUGAUGAAUCCUGUUCGCACUGCCAAUGCGUUUGGUAUCGAGGAGAUCAUUGACCCCAAGGACACGAGAAAGACCUGCUGUGCCUGGGCGUCCCAUGUUUAUGACUUCCUAAUGAGAGAGCGACUAGCUGAUCGGGCUUGUGGGAAGCUACAGCCUUCUUUUGCAUGA
Penicillium salamii is the source of this 1701-nucleotide messenger RNA. NCBI's taxonomy places the organism in Eukaryota, Fungi, Ascomycota, Eurotiomycetes, Eurotiales, Aspergillaceae. The record is from the annotation of a GenBank genome assembly.